This is a messenger RNA of Leishmania braziliensis MHOM/BR/75/M2904, 3441 nucleotides long. RefSeq lists its product as hypothetical. NCBI's taxonomy places the organism in Eukaryota, Euglenozoa, Kinetoplastea, Trypanosomatida, Trypanosomatidae. The record is from RefSeq and is a predicted model, not a curated record. The coding region runs from base 1 to 3441 and encodes 1146 amino acids. Gene Ontology annotation, molecular function: GTPase activator activity. The transcript has a single exon. Gene Ontology annotation, biological process: activation of GTPase activity.
AUGCCGCUCUCCGCCCAAGGUGUGCUGAAGUUUCUCAAUGACCAACACCGCCGCUAUGAGGUCUUUGAGCAGAUCUCCCUGACCGGGGCAGGGACUGGAGGUGCUCCCUUGUCGACGCAUGUGCUUUUCGACUCUGCCGUCGUACCGAAGUCGGACUGCGACGGCGCUGGUGGCGGUGGAAAUGCUGGCAGCACGGCAGACGGCGUCAUCCACGCAACCACAACCCCUAAGGUGACUGUGCGCACGCCAUCCUCGCGGGUCUUGCAGCUCCCCUGGCCACCGCUCCAGCUUCAGGGACCUACCCCAACUCAGGCGCACGGUACCAUGUACGUGUGCGAGCUCCCGGAGGGCAUGUGGAACUCGAUCGCUGCCAUCACACCCACGACAGCACCGUCGCAACAGCAGCUCGUCUUCAGCACCGAAGCUCCAGCUUUCUGCACUUCUCAGGAUCCUAGCUUUGAGUACCCCGGGGACGACGGAGACGGCGAGCGUUCAGAGCGGUCGCUUCCAAUAACCCCGACGAUAACUCCCAUAGGCGCCAUCGAUCACAAGGACUAUGCCGAGGAGAUGCAAGGGGAACCGGGAAGACUCAGCAACUAUGAUAAGAGUCUGUUUGCCUCAACUGGAGAUCCAGGUUCAGUGGCAGCAGUGGAGGGCAUUCAGCUACCACAGUUCUCUUGCACAACCGGACAGCGCGUGAUGGAGUUGUCCACAUCUCCGCAGGCGCUGCAGGCUCCUGGGGAGGACUUGAAGAAGGCCUCACAUGCGAUGCAGGCGGGGUGGAAAGGGACGGACACGAGCUCUAUUCGGUUGCAGUCACAGCUAAGCCAGCCACCUGGUGCGGCCGCUGCCGAAGCUCUUGUAAAGAGACAUAGCGACACUGUCACUGUUGUUCUGUGGGUUGCAGGUGAUGCUGCUGCAAGGGCGGUUGGCACGACAGUCAUUUCGCAGGUAGAGGGCGUCUCCUACCCGUUCACUUCGGCAUCACAAGCCACGCCGCCGUGCCAGCGCGAUCCGCAGUUCUCGCCUUUCACGGCCACGGCAUUUCCGAAGGCGGCCGCUUCUGCGGUCACCCCAGUUGGAAGCACCGACAGUGGCGAAAGCCUGCCAGGGUGCCUCUGCUUUGCUGUACGUGAUAUCGAUGAGGCAGAGAGCAACGACACCGAUUUUUUGACGCCACGCGAUCGUCGUGUGCAGAUGCUGACGCUGCAACUGGAAUCGGGCGCGGUCGCCUAUGCAGCGAAGUGCAUAUCCGAUGCGCUUGUGCGUGUCUCCAGCAACUCGCCAUGGUACGGUCUCAUGUCACCGCCGGGGAUCGGUGGCGACGGUGUCUCUCCCUUAGUGGACCGCCCUGUGCCGAGCAGCAUUUCCUUUGUGUUCCACAAAGGCGGCAUCACGCGAUGUAUAGCCGCGCUGCGGCAGAACUCGCCUGGGCUCAUCUACGCGUGCCGCGGUGGUCGCAAUACCUUGUCGCUUUCCUUGCUGGAUGGUGCUAGCGGCGCUACGGGUGCUGAUGGCAGCCGCAUCUCUUCGCCGUCAACGAGCCGGGGUGCCGCAAAUCCAUUCGAGCCGCCGGCGUCGCACGGGGUGGCCCAAGUCGGUAGCGCGCUUCUGAGGCCUUCGUCAUCACCAGCGGGCGGCGGCACCACUAGCGCUGGCGCCUCGCAGAUGCAGCUACUCACGGGAGAGAUGCAAGGCUGGCGUAAGCGGCUUACCACCAGUGUGCUCUUCCAUGGUGGCAUCAGCGGAGUCCGCGGGCUACUCCCUCACUACGUUUCUACACAGCGCAACGAAGCCAUGAGCACGAUGGCACCGCACUCGUCAUACGCGUGGACAACUUCGUCACCGCAGGCGCCGCUGUCGAAGCAGCGCGCGGGCGACGUAGAUGGCCGCUAUGGCAAGAGAGGAAAACGCGGCAAUAGCCGCACACGCGCAGGAGCGUCGACGACGAACUCGCCGGCAUCGGGGCAAGACAAAUCAAGCGCCUCCUCCUUUGAGGAUCUCACGGACGAGAUGACGGCGAUACGGCUCGGCUCAUGUUACUCUCCGCCUCGUCCAGCCCUCGCACAGGACGGCGGCCGUGGCGGAGGCAGUGCACCAGUUCUGCUCACUGCGGCAGACUGGGAGCUCGUCUUUGACGCCCCGUGUGAGCUGCAGCGCUAUCCGCAGCAGCACGGGGAUGUACCGGAGAACCACACAACACACGGUGCGACUUCGACACCGGCGCCGCCGCAGGCAAGGAGAUUGAACGCGGACCGCUGGCGGGCCUUUCGUCAAGCGGUAUACGAGCGAGGCGGGCUGGCCGAUGACAAAAUCCGCUUCGAGGUCUGGUGCUACCUGCUCGGAGCCUACGCUGUAGGCUCCACUGAGGCCGAGCAAGCAGAGGUGCGCAGGAAAGAAGAGGAUCUCUACAUGCGUCUUACAUCCCAGUGGAAGUCGUUUCUGCCUGAGCAGGAAAAGCACUUCGCCGCCUACCGGGGCGCCAAGCUCUCCAUCAUGAAGGAUGUACAGAGGACCGACCGUGCGCACCCGGCCUUUUGCGAGGAUGACUCCGACAUGCUCCGUGUUCUGCAGGAGCUCUUGUUGGCGCAUGUGAUGCUGGACAUGGAUCUUGGCUACAGUCAGGGCAUGAGCGACGUCGCGGCGGUGGCGUUGCUGGUCACGUCAGCCUCGCUUCCUCCUGCACCACAUCCGUUGCCGGCGUCUGAGGCCGCCAUGUUCAUGUGCUAUCGCAGGAUACUGAGCGAGCACAUGUCGACAAACUUUACCAUUGAGGCACGCAUGGCGGGCGCGCCGUACGCGGCUGUGAAGGGGCUGCAGCGCAAGCUGUACCAGACGCAGGUGCUGGUGCGGCACUUCCACCCGGGCCUGUACAAACAUCUCACACAAAACUGCAUGGUGGAGGACAUGUCUUUCUGCCUCCGCUGGAUCCUGGUCUGCUUCAAGCGCGAUCUGCCGAGCAUUGCGGACACGAUGCGCUUCUGGGAUGUGCUUUUUGCCUGCCCGUACACCACAUCGUACGAGGUGGUCGUCACGGUGGCGCUACUUGGCGCACUCGCCCCCCAGAUCAUAACUCACAUACAGGCGCCCGAGACGCUCCUACAGUUUACGAACGUGCUGAGCUCUGGAGCAAGCCUCGACCAGAUUCUUGUGUGUGCGCGGCAGUUCUAUGAGAACGUCUGCGUCGUUGAGGCACGCGAACUGCGCCUGUGUCUGCGUCGCCAGGCCGCUGGAGCCACAGCAAUUGCGAGGGGCGGUGCACGAACUGGCGGCGCUGACGAGCCGAUGCCUGGUUGCUCUGGUGGUCCAAACGCCAAGGCAGCGGCAACGCCGGUGCUCUUGCCAGCAGGGAAGGUCGACGUUGGCGAUGACGAUGCCGACUACUUCCCAAGCGUCGAGGAAAUGGUCCAGUUGUUUCUCCAGACGGAUGGACCUCUUUGA